CACUUAUUCAUUUAUUAACAUCACAGACAUUUUUCAGUGCCUCCCAGAGAUGCAACACUAUUUCCCCCCUCCCCUCAACCGCGGAAUCUAGGAUGGGGGAACCAGGAAGGUGUGACAAGGCCAGAGGACGGCGCUGAAAUCGGUUGGGCCAGGCUGGAUGGGCUUGGCCAGCGGACCGGCCGAAAUACCCGCAGGGCUCACAUCACCGAGCCCCCUCCAGUGACGGAAGGGGACGCUUGGUGAGGCCGGAUCCCGAGCUCAGUCAGUGACGUCGACGACCGCCUGGGGGCGCUCGAAGCACGGCUCGCGCGAGUGACGUCAUCAUAGGCGGUCCGGUGGAGCCCGACCCAUCCGAGAGCGUCAUAUGACGUCAUCUAGCCGUCCGGAAGCGCCCCCACGUGUCCUCCCACCUCGGUUCUGGGACCUCUGAUCCCGGUGUCACCCACCAUGGGUCGCUCCCGCCGUACGGGCGCGCACCGAGCGCACUCCUUGGCCCGUCAGAUGAAGGCGAAGCGGCGGCGGCCGGACCUGGAUGAGAUUCACCGCGAGUUGCGGCCCCAGGUCGCCGCACGGCCCCGGCCAGACCUAGGCGCUGAACCGGAUCCCGAUCUGCCAGGGGGCGGCCUGCAUCGCUGUCUGGCCUGCGCGAGGUACUUCAUCGAUUCUGCCAACCUGAAGACCCACUUCCGAUCCAAAGAUCACAAGAAGAGGCUGAAGCAGCUGAGUGUGGAGCCCUACAGUCAGGAAGAAGCAGAGAGGGCAGCGGGCAUGGGUUCCUAUAUUCCUCCCCAGCGGCUGGCAGUGCCCACAGAAGUAUCCACUGAGGUCCCUGAGAUGGACACGUCUACAUGACUUGGCCUGAGGAUGCGAGGCAGAGGAGCUGCCCAUGGACGGUGGUACAGCGGCCAGGCUGGGAGAGACUGUGCCAAUCUCCUUUGGUUUGGGGAGUGGAUGGCCGCUUCCAGAUACCCUCCCUUCCAAUAAAGGAAAUGUAUAAAUAGG
Messenger RNA from Odocoileus virginianus texanus, 1002 nucleotides. It is a transcript of the gene ZNF593, whose product is annotated as zinc finger protein 593. Lineage: Eukaryota; Metazoa; Chordata; Mammalia; Artiodactyla; Cervidae. The record is from RefSeq and is a predicted model, not a curated record. Gene Ontology annotation, molecular function: nucleic acid binding; zinc ion binding.